CUAGAACUUGCUACAAUUUAUGCUUAUUGGUUAAAUAUUUUAAUGUAAAGUAUUUAAGUAUUUUCUAAGCGCCUGUAUAUUAAUGGGGUAAUUUUACAUAUUUUUGUCUUGUAAGCAUUGAAAAAUUUGUAUAUUUUAUUUCUGUAAUGGUUCUAUAUAGAUAGUAUAUAGAAAAGCGAAAGAGAUAGGGGGAAAUGAAAUGUGAGAAAAGAGAAAAAGGAAGGAACAUACACGAUUGGUUCGAAGUCUAGUAACUUAUUGCGUAUCUGCCUUGAUACGCAAAACAUAUUGUUAUGAAUCGGUGAUAUUAUCUUUUAACGACAAUUUUAAAUAUUGUGGAAUUUCAAUAUUUUAACUUAUAUGUGAAUUUAUGCAAAUUUAUGUUUAAUACCAUACAUUAUAUGUUAUGCUUCUUGCCGCGUAAAUGCGUUUAUGUUGUAUUAUUGGGGUGAGUAAGGAGAUCGCCGGUGUUUAUCGUUGGUAAUUCGCUUACUUUUGACUGAAUUUCUCCCAUAAGCAUCGGCGAUCACCAUAUUCUUCUGUGGUUACGUAAUAUAGAGUGCAUAAAACGAAGUUAAAGAUACGAUCACAAGUGGCGCUGUUGCAUUGAAUGUUCUACAAUGGUGGCUUUGGUCUAUCGUUUAUUUCGUAAUAAGUUUGUUUAAAAGAGGUUUUCGAAAAUUCUGUCUGUAUUCAUUGAUCCACCGAUUUUUUUUGUAUGAACGUGAACCGGCGGUAGUGAUGUCCACGUACACAUUCUCACAGAAGAUACUUACACCCAUACCUCCGGAGAAAGGUAGUUUUCCACUCGAUCAUGAGGGUGUCUGCAGAAAGCUUAUGAUCAAAUAUAUGCGUUGUUUGAUCGACAAUAAGAACGAAAACACAAUGUGUCGAAAUGUCAUAAAGGAUUACCUUGGUUGUCGGAUGGAUAAUGAGCUUAUGGCGCGAGAGGAUUGGUCUAAUCUCGGUUUUUCUGAUGAGGUCAAGGAGACAUAACAGCAGCG
Molecule: messenger RNA, 1004 nt
Organism: Bombus pyrosoma
Lineage: Eukaryota; Metazoa; Arthropoda; Insecta; Hymenoptera; Apidae
Product: cytochrome c oxidase assembly protein COX19
Exons: 1
Coding region: 742-996 (84 amino acids)
Biological process (GO): mitochondrial respiratory chain complex IV assembly
Cellular component (GO): mitochondrial intermembrane space
Source: RefSeq, a predicted model, not a curated record